This is a messenger RNA of Solanum stenotomum, 729 nucleotides long. RefSeq lists its product as uncharacterized. The transcript has 2 exons. The coding region runs from base 1 to 729 and encodes 242 amino acids. NCBI's taxonomy places the organism in Eukaryota, Viridiplantae, Streptophyta, Magnoliopsida, Solanales, Solanaceae. The record is from RefSeq and is a predicted model, not a curated record. Gene Ontology annotation, molecular function: protein dimerization activity.
AUGUUGCAUUUGAUGAGAGAUGUAUUAGCAAUCACAAAUGAGCUCAAUAAAUGCUUACAAACAAAGGAGCAAGAUGUUGCAAAUGCCUUCCCACUUGUUGAAGUAGCAAAGAAAAGCUCUUUAAGAUCACGGCGAAGACUUGCUCACUAUACAGUCUUACAUCAUUAUCGUGUUGAAGUGUUUUGCAAUAUUAUUGAUUGGCAACUUCAAGAGCUUAAUGACUGUUUUAAUGAGGUAGCUAUUGAUUUGCUCCAUGGAAUUGCUUGUUUGAUUCCAAUUAACUCGUUUUCAAGUUUUGACAGCAAAAAAAUAAUGAGGAUGGCUAAAUUAUAUCUAGAUGAUUUUGAUGAAUUUAAUAUGGAUACUCUUGAGAAUCAACUUGCAAGUUACAUUGUUGAUGUUGUUUGUGAUGUUGAUGAAAGGUUCUCUGAUCUAAAUGGACUUUGUAAUCUUUCCAAAAGAUUAGUCCAAAUAAAAAAAUAUCCAAAUUAUCCUCUAGUGUUCCGCUUAGUGAAACUUGCUCUACUUCUACCAGUUGCCACUGCAUCCGUUGAAAGAGCUUUUUCGGCAAUGAAGUUUAUCAAGAAUGACUUGCGAAGUCAAAUGAGUGAUGAUUUUUUUAGUGGUUGUUUGGUGCCUUUUGUAGAAAAAGAUGUAUUUGAUAGUAUUCCUAAUGAUGCUAUAAUUAAGACAUUUCAAGAUAUGAAACCUCGUAGAGUACAAUUGUAA